UACUUCCUUCUUUGUAGGGAGAGCCUCUCAAUUCAACUAUCACCCACCUGCACACACCCAACUCACCAAAUCAUUGCUUCAAUUUUUGUUGUUCUGUGAGUUGGGGGGCUCUCUCUUUUGAUUCUUCCUCUCGGAAAAUCUAUUUAUCUUUUCUACAAUUUGGAUCUGUUUGGUUUGCUCCGAUUCUAGUUUUUCGUUUAAUAAUUCGGGAGGAUUUGGUGUUCCGGCGAAGCGUCCGGAAUCAUCAUGCAAUCGAGCUCUGUGAAGGUGUCACCGUUUGAUCUGAUGUCGGCGAUAAUCAAGGGAAGCAUGGACCAAUCGAAUGUGUCGUCUGAGUCGGGCGGCGCUGCCGCGAUGGUGUUAGAGAACCGGGAGUUUAUCAUGAUCUUGACGACGUCUAUCGCGGUGUUGAUCGGGUGCGUUGUGGUGUUGAUAUGGCGGAGAUCCGGCCAGAAGCAGUCGAAGACGCCGGACCCUCCCAAGCCGUUGAUUGUGAAGGACCUGGAAGUGGAGGUGGAUGACGGCAAGCAGAAGGUCACCAUAUUCUUCGGAACACAGACGGGAACUGCGGAAGGCUUCGCUAAGGCCCUUGCUGAAGAAGCCAAAGCUCGGUAUGAAAAGGCGAUCUUCAAAGUUGUUGAUUUGGAUGAUUAUGCUGGUGAUGAUGACGAGUAUGAAGAGAAAUUGAAGAAGGAAACUUUGGCUUUCUUCUUCUUGGCUACGUAUGGAGAUGGUGAGCCAACCGAUAACGCGGCCAGGUUUUAUAAGUGGUUUGCAGAGGGGAAAGAGAGAGGGGAAUGGCUUCAAAAUCUUAAAUACGGAGUGUUUGGCCUUGGAAAUAGGCAAUAUGAGCAUUUCAAUAAGGUUGCAAAGGUGGUCGAUGAUAUCAUUACCGAGCAGGGUGGAAAGCGCAUUGUCCCAGUGGGUCUUGGGGAUGAUGACCAAUGCAUUGAGGAUGACUUCGCUGCAUGGCGUGAGUUGCUGUGGCCUGAGUUGGAUCAGUUGCUUCGGGAUGAGGAUGAUGCAACAACUGUUUCUACCCCUUACACAGCUGCUGUGUUGGAAUACAGGGUUGUAUUUCAUGACCCAGAAGGUGCAUCAAUGCAGGACAAGACCUGGGGUAGUGCAAAUGGUCAUACUGUUCAUGAUGCUCAACAUCCAUGCAGAGCUAAUGUGGCUGUGAGGAAGGAGCUUCAUACCCCUGCAUCCGAUCGUUCUUGUACGCAUCUGGAAUUCGACAUAUCUGGCACUGGACUUACAUAUGAAACAGGAGAUCAUGUUGGUGUGUACUGUGAGAAUCUGACUGAAACGGUGGAGGAGGCUGAAAGGUUGUUAGGCUUUUCUCCAGAUGUUUACUUUUCCAUCCAUACCGAAAGAGAGGAUGGCACACCACUUAGUGGAAGCUCUUUGUCACCUCCUUUCCCACCAUGCACUUUAAGAACAGCACUAACUCGGUAUGCAGAUGUUUUGAGUUCUCCCAAAAAGUCUGCUUUGAAUGCUCUAGCCGCCCAUGCUUCUGAUCCCAGUGAAGCUGAGAGGUUGAAAUAUCUUGCAUCUCCUUCUGGAAAGGAUGAAUAUGCACAAUGGGUAGUUGCAAGUCAGAGAAGUCUCCUUGAGAUAAUGGCUGAAUUCCCAUCUGCCAAGCCUCCACUUGGAGUUUUCUUUGCAGCAGUUGCUCCACGCUUGCAGCCCAGAUAUUAUUCCAUCUCAUCCUCCCCAAAGAUGGCAUCAUCUAGAAUUCAUGUCACUUGUGCCUUGGUUUGUGAUAAGAUGCCCACAGGACGGAUUCACAAGGGUAUUUGUUCAACUUGGAUGAAGAAUGCUGUGCCCUUGGAGGAAAGCCAAGAUUGCAGCUGGGCGCCAAUUUUUGUUAGGCAAUCCAACUUCAAACUUCCUGCUGAUACUUCAGUGCCGAUUAUCAUGAUUGGCCCUGGCACCGGAUUAGCUCCUUUUAGGGGUUUCCUGCAGGAAAGAUUUGCUCUUAAAGAAGCUGGAGCAGAACUAGGAUCAUCCAUAUUAUUCUUUGGAUGCAGGAACCGAAAAAUGGACUACAUUUAUGAAGACGAGCUGAAUGGCUUUGUUGAAUCUGGUGCGCUCUCAGAGCUGAUUGUUGCUUUCUCACGUGAAGGACCCACCAAGGAAUAUGUACAGCAUAAGAUGAUGGAGAAGGCGUCGGAUAUUUGGAAUGUAAUUUCUCAGGGAGGCUACAUUUAUGUCUGUGGUGAUGCCAAAGGCAUGGCAAGGGAUGUCCACAGAACUCUUCAUACCAUCUUGCAAGAGCAGGGAUCUCUAGACAGCUCCAAGGCUGAGAGCAUGGUGAAGAAUCUGCAAAUGACUGGGAGGUAUCUACGUGAUGUGUGGUGAUUACUCUUCUAUGCAGGCUUCGGUAGAAAAAGGAAAAUGAAGGGAAAAAAAACAUAUUUUACCGAGGCCAAAUUGUCGGGAUAAACCAAGUAUAUGGGAAGGCCUUGAAAUCCUUCAGGCAGAAAUUGCAGUUUGUCCCUAUAGUGAUUGGUUCUGUGAUUCUUUUUACUCUUUCCUUAAGAGGAAUUUUUUUGUUCAUGUAAUUUAUAUAUAUAUUAUUAUUGAUAAUAAUUUCUAGGCAUAGUUACUGGACUUUGUAAUUUUCGUUAUAUGAACCAACAAGAAGGUUCAAAUGACAAACAAAGACUUCGAUUUUCGGGUUCCUAAUGUAAUUCUCUUCUUGGGUUGAUUUAUUUUUGCUUGGGA
Messenger RNA from Vitis riparia (riverbank grape), 2730 nucleotides. Its product is annotated as NADPH--cytochrome P450 reductase. The transcript has 18 exons. The coding region runs from base 247 to 2364 and encodes 705 amino acids. Gene Ontology annotation, molecular function: flavin adenine dinucleotide binding; FMN binding; NADPH-hemoprotein reductase activity. NCBI's taxonomy places the organism in Eukaryota, Viridiplantae, Streptophyta, Magnoliopsida, Vitales, Vitaceae. The record is from RefSeq and is a predicted model, not a curated record. Gene Ontology annotation, cellular component: cytosol.